CCAUUAUCAUUUCUACACAUUGAUCUCUCUUUCUUUAUAUAAAACGCCGGCUAUUGGUUUUCAUAGAUUCGUUCCCCUCUAUUCUUUUGUCUACAUUUCAAACAAUUUGAUUGUUAUUUUUUCUCUUUAGAUUUUGAAUCGAAGAAAAUGGCAUUAGUUUCUUUCGUUGGAAGAGUUCUUUUCGCUUCAGUCUUCAUCCUUUCUGCUUGGCAAGAGUUCAAUGAAUUUGGUGUUGAUGGCGGGCCAGCAGCUAAGGCACUCAAGCCAAAGUUUAAUGUUUUUUCAAAGACUGUGACAUCUCAUACUGGAUUGGAAGUGCCAGAAUUUGAUAUUAAGUAUCUAGUUGCUGCCGGUGUAGCGUUCAAGAGUGUUGGGGGUCUCCUUUUUAUCUUUGGCAGCACUAUGGGAGCUUAUCUUCUGGCUCUGCAACAGGUCAUCAUUACUCCUAUUUUGUACGACUUCUACAACUACGACACAGAAAAGAAGGAAUUCGGCCUACUCUUUUCAAAGUUCUCACAGAACUUCGCUCUGCUUGGGGCGUUACUCUUCUUUAUUGGCAUGAAGAACACAUUGCCCUGGAGACAGCUCAAGAAAAAGGCUCUGAAAACCAAGACAGUUUGAAGGAGGAACAUCUGGUAAGCCAAGGGUCAAUCCGAUAUAUUUUUGUAUGCUUUGUAACAAUGCUUUGUUCUUCAGAAUUAGGGAAAGAAAGAGGGCAUAUUACGUUCACUUUGAUACUAUCAACUGCAAAGCUAAGUUCAUGUCGAUUUAAUUGAGUUUGAGGAAGAAUUUUGCUAUUUUGCUUUCAAUUCUAA
Molecule: messenger RNA, 815 nt
Organism: Hibiscus syriacus
Lineage: Eukaryota; Viridiplantae; Streptophyta; Magnoliopsida; Malvales; Malvaceae
Exons: 5
Coding region: 148-621 (157 amino acids)
Source: RefSeq, a predicted model, not a curated record